Molecule: messenger RNA, 1016 nt
Organism: Cynoglossus semilaevis (tongue sole)
Lineage: Eukaryota; Metazoa; Chordata; Actinopteri; Pleuronectiformes; Cynoglossidae
Product: ras-related protein Rap-1A
Exons: 9
Coding region: 350-907 (185 amino acids)
Biological process (GO): Rap protein signal transduction
Cellular component (GO): membrane
Molecular function (GO): GTPase activity; GTP binding
Source: RefSeq, a predicted model, not a curated record
CUCUCACCUGUUCGUCUGUGAUUGGUCGAUAAAGGACCCAAUCAGCGGUCGCUGCUGUUCGGCUCUUUCCGUGAGUCCACAGUGUGAUUUAGCGCACACGCUUAGAAACAUAUAGACACACGCACAUACGAUCUGAGCCGAACUCGGACCUUCGCCCCCCCCAACCCUCUGCCCUACUACUCUGGUGUGGCUCAGCUUCUGGAUCCCAGUGAACCCUCCUCGUCUGUCCGCCGACGGACGGUGAACCCGAGGAUCCGCCGGACCCUCUCCCCUCCCCAGAUGUAGAGGGAGUCGACAUUUACAGCAGCUGUGUACGCGACGUUUGUGCUGUUCACUGAACUCACCCACCAUGCGUGAGUACAAGCUCGUGGUGCUGGGAUCAGGAGGCGUGGGAAAAUCAGCACUGACAGUCCAGUUUGUUCAGGGCAUUUUUGUUGAGAAGUACGACCCCACAAUAGAAGACUCCUACAGAAAGCAAGUCGAGGUCGAUGGACAACAGUGUAUGCUAGAAAUCCUGGACACAGCUGGAACAGAACAAUUCACAGCUAUGAGGGACCUGUACAUGAAGAACGGCCAGGGUUUUGCCUUGGUCUACUCCAUUACAGCGCAGUCGACGUUUAACGACCUGCAGGACCUCCGGGAACAGAUCCUGCGAGUAAAGGACACCGAGGAUGUUCCUAUGAUUCUGGUGGGAAACAAGUGCGACCUGGAGGGUGAGCGUGUGGUGGGGAAGGAGCAGGGUCAGAACCUGGCCCGUCAGUGGAACAACUGUGCCUUUUUAGAGACUUCAGCCAAAUCAAAGAUCAACGUUAACGAGAUUUUCUAUGAUCUGGUGAGACAGAUCAACAGGAAAACGCCAAUGGAGAAAAAGAAAACAAAAAAGAAGUCGGGCUGCACGCUGCUCUAAAGUCAGCUCCAACAAUCAGCUCAAGCCCAGAAAUGUAAAGUGAUGUUUCCCACUGGAUUCCCAGCCAGCAUUCUCCGGCAGGAGAACAUUUGAAAAAAAAAAAAAAAAA